GGACUUGCUCUGAUCUUUCUGUCAGAAGCACUGAAUGCUAAGUUCAUGUUUAGCCGCUAUGUGCAGAGCCCACAGGGGUACAGUGAGUGAAAGAGAUCCCAAGUAGUUAUAUAUAUAUAUAUUCCCACAUCAGAUUGCCAGCUUUUCAUAUAUAUAUGUAUAUUCACAUAAUUAACAUAAACCCAGGCAAUGAGAAAGGAGCGGUAUCUGCUGAACCAUAACCACAGGAAAGCCACAAUUGCUCAGGAUCAAAAGUGACCUUUCAGAAGAUAAAAAGGCCAUCAUAAAAUAAUAGAAGAACAAGCCUGUUGUAUUCUAUUUACAUCCCUGCACAGAAAAGAGAUGAACUCUGCAUAUAACACUGGAAAAGUUACUUACAUUUUAAAAGAAGAGUUUAAGAAAGUUCCAUUAAACAAUACAUCUGUUUUAGAGUACCUGUAUGAUUUUCAUGAUCCGCACAAUAGGGAAGAACAGUCUUGUAGCAAGUUCAAAGUACAGAGCACAGGCAAAUUAUGUAAUUUAGAGAAUUUGCACAGAAGCAUAAUGCAUUCAUUUCCAUUGCACUUUACAUCAAAAUGUGAUGGCACAUCUACAAAUGAUACCCUAUCCCAUGAUGACUGUCACAAUGAAAGUAUAAUAACCUGCCAACCCCAAAUGGAUCGAAAUACAAAUUGUAGUGACCAAAAAAAUAUUCAGACAUUGAACAAAGAUGUUUGUUUCAGAUCACAGCUCAGAUCCAGAGAAGUUUUUAUUGAUGAUUGGUUCAUCUCAAAAACUCACCAUUUUGGGGAAAAUGGCUUAGACAAAAUUAGCUCUGGGUUACUGUGUUCAAGAGACAUGCAGCCCCCAACUAAUUUAAAUGUAAAUACAGAUCAUACAAUGAAAAUAUUUAAUUUGACACCCAAAAAUAUUUGUGACAUAUAUGUUAAUCACAAAGGAAAUGACAGUUCACCAGAAUACAACCGAAAAGAGAGAUCAACUGGUAAAAUUGGAUCAAAUCUCUGUUCACAAUCUGCAAAUGACUGUGACUUCAAGCACAAUAAAGACCACUAUAACAAGUAUAUAUCUUCUAAAAUGCCAAAUUUGGGAAACUAUAAAAGAAAGUUACCUAUGAACAUCUCAGAAGGAAGACAAAAGACAGCAAAGAUCCUUCCCCAUAUCUGCAGUGAUUUAAAUGUCUCAAGGACCAGGAAAGACAGCAGUCUAAUGCACAGAGUGAGAAAUUAUGGAAGAAAUGUAAGGAGGGCUCAUUUUAAAAAUCCAGAUAACAGAGCCGAUGGCUUUCCCUUGUCUGUAGCAUGUCCUGUUGACGAUCAGAGUAGUUUAUUAUAUCAUUUUAGGAGUUUCUGGUCUAUCAAAAAUGCAUGCUUCAAACAAAAUUCUGUAGUCAUCUCAAUGACUGCAUCUAGAAUUCAACAAAGGUUUACAGAAAACAGAGAGUCUUCUAACAUUUGUCUCAUUACAGGUCGAGCCAUCUGUAGCAUUGAUUCAGCAGCAAUACAUUCAAAAUUAUUACCAUUUGCAACCAUUAUUAAACCAAGGACUUUUGCUAGAAACGAUUUGCAUUAUGUGAUAAAUUCUUAUUAUUUUGACAGAGAAGAACAAUGGAGAUAUCAAGAUUCGUCAGCCAUAUGUAAUAGUUACAGGGAUGUAGAUGGUAAUCUUACCGAGCUGUUAGUACAAAAGGAUAUUGUAACUCCCGAUUUAAUGCUUAACUGUGCAAAUAAUAUAAAAGAGACUGAAAUGGAAGACAAAGAAAACAUUUCCGCCUCUGUGACUGAUGAAAACUACAACUAUCACCAUAAAAGGAACGGAGCUUUUUCAAGUAUACUGAAAUAUUCUCCAACAUGCAAUGAUCUGCAAAAAAAGAAUUUGCUGUUGCCUUAUAGUAAUAUAAAAACCUUGUUUUGCUGUCUUUUUGAGAGUAGUGGUGAGUCAUUUCUGUCAACAGAUAAAACCUUUUCAGCACAGCUCAGUAACACUAGACAACCAGAAGAGCGACAUUUUGCUUCUGACAUUGUGUACACAAUUCCUGCACUUUCCUUACACGGCGGCACUAAAAAUGGCUACUCAUUAAUUCUGGAGAGAAACUUUCCGAGUACAUCUGAAGUAGGCUUUUUCCUGGAAAAUGUUCUGCAAUGUCUGAAAUACUCAUUUAAAAACUUGGGCAUAACACUUGAAGAAACAGAAGAGGAUUCUUUAUCUUGCACAGAAACAGCAAACUCAAGUAUGUGCAAUGCUGAUCCCAUUUAUAAAACAACAAUUAGAACACAGGCCUCAGAUGUUUUAAACAUCAACAACAGAGGAUAUUUAAAACAAAACAUUUUUGAUGCACGUAUAAGCCCAAACUCAAGAGAGUUCAAUGACUCUUUAAAUAAUAAUCUCAGACCAACAGAUCAUAUUCCCUACAGUAAUAGUAUUCCUUUAACAUGGAAACACAGAAAUAACCUUGGUGAAAUACAGAAAAUGUCUUCAGAGAAAGGGUUCAAGCCUUUCCGACAAAAGUCACUUAUCUAUACUAAUGCGACUAAUAUAUCCAAAACAGAAGUGCUGGAUGCGCCAAGAGAGGCUUUCCAUGAGGAAACUGAAAAGCCAUAUGUUUUAAGCAGCAAUGACGAACCAAAACCUGAUCUUACAACUGUACCUGCUGUGCAUUUGGUCAAAGAAAUCGAGAAGACACAUCUGUUUAAUAUGACCAUUGGAAAAUCAAGUGAAACUGACCGUAUGCAUGCUAAUUCAAGUAAUCUUUCUCAUUCAGUUUCAGAGGAUAGGGAAAAAAAUGUGCACUUUCAUAAAUCAAAUCCAGACCUUGUGAAAGAAUGUGUCCAUGAAAAAUACAAAAUGUAUGAUAUUCCACAUAAUAAAACACUGGCAGAGUCAAGCUCACAAGCUGGCACAUAUUGCCUACAGGAGUCAGAGAAUAUCACAGAAGAAACCACCAGUGAUAAUACAAGUUUAUUUUCCUCAUGUGAACAACAGAAUGUGAAAUUUGAACUGAAAGCUCAGUUUGAUUUGGUACUGGAAGAGCUGUCCUUAUUCCAUAAAAUUAGCGAAGAACAAGAACAUUCUUGCGAAACUGAGACAAAAAAUGAAAAGGAAUACAGCACUCGUCCUUUUCACAGGGCACCUGAAAUAAUAAACAAAGAGUACAUAGGUAACGCCAACACCGUCAGUACAAAUGGUCACAUUUUUUCAAAGAAAGUACAUGAUUCUAAAAGUCUGAAUCUGCCACGUGGACAGGAAGUACCUUGCCCAAAUGGGUCUACAAGUUCAACUGAAGAGGAGUCACUCAAAGUCAUUGAAGAUGGAUGUACAACUUAUUCAUGGAGGCCAGCCUUUGUGUCAUGUGAGCAUAAGGAAGGACAUUUUUCAGCAGAAAGACCAUUUUCUCAUGGGAUUGGAAGAUUGACACCACUCAAAACACGCACUGGCCCUCUGCGUAUCGGCCUGUCAAAAAAGGCAAGGUUCAAACAGCUGCACCCCUAUCUACGAUAAGUCAUUAUCUUCGAGGUCCUGAAAUGGAAACAUUGCUUCAAACUAUUAAAACUCGACUUGAAGGGGAAAAAACCUGGACUGGUUAUACCAAAUGUUCCCUGUAAACGCAUUUUGCUUACCAUUGUUGAGGAUCCAGAGUGGCUCUUUCACUUCAGUUGGCAUUGUCGUUAAUUUAACACAUAUAUAAUAUCUAAAUAUAUAUAUAUAUAAUGUUUUAAUACUAUUGUUAUUUUAAAGCACUACCAAAGUUUCUGGACUACCAAUACUGUCAGCGGGUUUGUAAGGUCCUUAAGGUGAUAUACCAUUUGCUUUUAAUAUACCAAUCCAGUACAAAGAUUUACUGCCAUGAACAGUAUGAAAAGUUAAUCUAAUAUUCCACUUUUAUUCAUAUCACACAAUGCGCUUAAUGGUUUUUAAGGUUUAAGGGGAACCUUUACUGCUUUAUGGACUGUUGGGGUGUACGUCAAGGGGCAACAAGUUUAGAAGCAAGAGUGAUUGGUAUAUUAUAGGGUAGUGUCACAUGGAGGUUAUGUGGCACAGGGCUAUGGGUCACACAGAGGCAAAUGCUUGCCUCAACACUUGAUUUCAAACUAGCUGAGUAAAUCUACCCAGAGGGUAAUGGCAGAUUGAUUUUUAUGGAGGUAGGCAGUUACAAUAAGCCUGUUCGGAUACUUUUUCAUGUCUUAGAGCUAGCAGGAAUAAAUAAUGCUCUUUGGGAGGCAUACAAGUACUUUGGAGCUGCAUGUUGUCCAUUGGCUGCUUUUUAGGAUAUCCACUGGGCAAAGGGGUAUCUGCACAUAAAUAAACACACCAGUGGUCGAGUGCAUAUGCCACAAGGAUCAGAGAUACUCAGAUACUUUCUUAUAUA
Molecule: messenger RNA, 4363 nt
Organism: Xenopus tropicalis (tropical clawed frog)
Lineage: Eukaryota; Metazoa; Chordata; Amphibia; Anura; Pipidae
Gene: rad51ap2
Product: RAD51 associated protein 2
Exons: 4
Coding region: 343-3495 (1050 amino acids)
Source: RefSeq, a predicted model, not a curated record